AUGUAAUCAUAUAAAGAGGCUUUAUAACUGUUCUAAAAAAAUUCAAUGAACUUACCAAUGAAAGAACAUGAAGAUAAAUUAAAUGUAUUAGUAAUUACAACUAGAUUAUGUUAGAAUAUAUAUUACAUGAAUUAGAAAGAGAUAAAAAAGAAUUGUAAAUCUUGAGAUAAGAAAUUAUUCAUGAAUCAUAUAUAUAAUCCUCUAUCAAUGAUGAUACAUCAACUAGUUUCAUUGAAGAAUUAGCAGACUUUACAAGAAACUUUAGAAAGCUUGCAGAAGAAUCCAUUCAUGAAACCAAUCAAAUAAGCAGUUAAGUGGAAAUAUUAAAAAAUGAAAAAGCAAGAAUCAGAAAAUCUACUAAUUUAUUGCAUCAUAGAGUAUUUGAAAUGGAAAAAGUUUUAGGAGUUGGAUUAAAUUAAGCUAAUUCAUAAGAAGCAAACAUUUGA
This is a messenger RNA of Paramecium sonneborni, 446 nucleotides long. The record is from the annotation of a GenBank genome assembly. Lineage: Eukaryota; Ciliophora; Oligohymenophorea; Peniculida; Parameciidae.